Molecule: messenger RNA, 324 nt
Organism: Protopolystoma xenopodis
Lineage: Eukaryota; Metazoa; Platyhelminthes; Monogenea; Polystomatidea; Polystomatidae
Source: the annotation of a GenBank genome assembly
AUGGCCCUUGCCUCCUCCGCCUCGUCGCGGAACCGGAUCCGGGCCCAACUCCUCCACUCGGCCUCGGAUGAGGCUGACAGCUUUACGCCGAUUCGUAAAGUGGUAUCCGGCCACGCUCAGGAGCCCCCUUCUGGGCCCGGGGCUUCUCACGGCAAGCCCUAUGGCGGCCAGUUUUAUGUCGGCGCUCCGGUACCGGCCGACCGUGACCAGUUUCCGCGCACCACCCUUUGGUCAAUUUGCCCACACAAGCCGUCAGUUCUGCUCCUGGCGAGGGCAUCUGACAGCUCGGACCCAGCAAUAGGAGUCACUUGUACCCGGCUUUAG